Messenger RNA from Procambarus clarkii (red swamp crayfish), 1315 nucleotides. The record is from RefSeq and is a predicted model, not a curated record. NCBI's taxonomy places the organism in Eukaryota, Metazoa, Arthropoda, Malacostraca, Decapoda, Cambaridae.
AUGUCAAAAAGAAUUAUCACUCUUACCUGGAGCAAUGUUGCUGUCGGAAAUGAGCGCAAUCUUGAUGAGCUAGUUACAAAAUUCAGACGACUUGACCAGUCCCCCUCGAGGCUGACCAUAGUGUGUUCGAAGCUUGAGAGAGCGAGACAGCGAGGCGAGGGGCUCCCCACCACGAUCACACCAUCACUCUCCCCUCCACCUCUACACCACCGGUGUCCCCUCUACACUACCGGUGUUAAUGAUGGCAGCUUUCCGUCACACUCCCUUGACCUUCGUCAGGAAAAUCGCUCGUGGCGGCGGGAAAGAUACUGGGGAGUCCCUCUGUGUGCCAUUGAUUGUGAGCUUUGGUUUACUGCGUGUGCCAACGAUGUCACUUGCACAGACAAUUGGACCAACAAUUUCAGGUGGUUGAAUAUGACGGGUGAUUGCCCAACAAAAGGAAGCUGCUUGACAAAUUACUGCCCCGUAAAUUCUACCUGUCAAACAUUUAAAGAAAUCUAUAGGACUGCCCGGAACUUCUGUGAAAAGGUGUGGGACAAUGCUUGGAAAUAUGCUGAACCGACAACACCAUGUAUGCACCUACAGUUCAACCAAUCUGCCAUCAAUCCAAAUGAUGCUGUUGCUCUACAUUAUACACAGAUUAUAGCUGGUUCCCAGAUGCACAGCUGCAACCUAAUGUGGUUUAGUAUACAACUUGCUGUUUGGGCAUUUAUCAAUAGAAUAUUGACAGUUGCAUCCUAGACUUGACUUGUUGCCAUAGUUUAUUAAUUAACUCUUUACUUUUGACUAUAAACUUGCCCUUGCUGAGGGGAAACGAUUCUAUUAAAAUGUUUACAAAGAAAAAAAAAUUCCGAGUGUAAUAUCCUGAUCACAUGAGUAAUAAUGUGCUGUAUUCUGGUUCUGCCCUUGUGCCUUGUCUACCUCUAUUAAAUUAUCUGAAAUGUGCCAGAAAUAAAAUGCUUCUUUAUUUCUAUCAGACAUCACCCAAUGAAAUUUUGGUAGAUUCUCAACCACAUUGGAGUUGUCAAACUUGCAGCCAAGGCCAUUUUACUUGUUCUGUUUCUCACGUCCCCUCUCCCCCUUAAAAAAAAGUUAGUUUGGAAAUCUGCCCAGUCAUGUUCUGUGAAUGUUGGCAAGGUCGUGGGCUUUGUUAAAACUAACAAACUGCACACCAUCUCUUUUUCUUGUAUAGUCUUUAAUAUUCUUUAAUAUAGUCUUCUUUAUUCUUUAGUAUUUUAGUAUUCUUCUUUAUUCUUCUUCUAUUCUUUAGUAUAGUCUUUAACACUUUCGCGCUCUCCGCAAAGGUCACUCAGCC